This is a messenger RNA of Bactrocera latifrons, 1102 nucleotides long. RefSeq lists its product as uncharacterized. Bases 121 to 732 code for a protein of 203 amino acids. The record is from RefSeq and is a predicted model, not a curated record. The transcript has a single exon. Lineage: Eukaryota; Metazoa; Arthropoda; Insecta; Diptera; Tephritidae.
UUAUGGCCUCUAUUUUCAAAUAUAUAUUUGAAAGUGGCGUUUUUGAUUGUGUAUUCAUUUCAGUAAAUCGCUGUAUAAAUUUUAUAAAAUUAAAAAUUUAAAUGAUUAGAACACCUUUUUAUGGAAAACGAUGCACUUCUAAUUAGAACCAGCAUGGAUAUAAUUGAAUCUCACAUAAACACUACUCCUAUUCAUCGUUCACAGUCCUCUCUCUCAAAUGAAGGCGAUUUAUCAUUUUCAUCAUCAAUAGAUCAAGAACUGGAUGCACUUAUAUUAGGUGAUGAGCUACCUGCGUUUGAAAUUAGACUUGUUUCGCCCCUUGGACGUACACCUUCGCCAAUAGACAGCAAUGAAGAAGAUUUUCGAACACCAACUCGGCUCUCACAAUUAGAUCGUAAUUCUACCGCCAGUGAAGGCUUAAAUUCGGAUUUUGUAACUCUUGAAGAAAUCAACUCACUUAUAAGUCCCCCUGCUGAUGAUAAAGGAUGCACUGCGGAUGUAAGUCGUUGUAAUAGCCUCGAGACUAUAUUUGAAGGUGUGUUCUUAAAUACACCGCCAAAGGCAGGUAGUAUUGCACGGAAUGUCAGUACAACGCGGGAAAAUCUUUUCGAAAAAUUUAUUAUUAAUCGGAUGUUUAGUACUAAGGAAAAUCAGGUUCCAAAUAUUGGUGCAGUUAAUGCAGUUAGAAAACUAACUUUAAGUGAAGACAUUCCACAAAACAAUAUAAAGUAGAUGAAAUUAUUACUAUGUUAACCGAAGCUGUACAAAAUGAUUUUAAAAUAUAAUGCUACAUCUUUUAAAAUGUAAUAACGAAAUAAUAAAUAAUUAAUCAUAUUUUAAUACUAAAAUAUUAAACAAAAAGUUAAUAAAUGCCUUCAAUUUUAUAUUAUAUUGGUAGGUAGGCGUGCAGCCUUGUUGUCUAUCGGGCUCAAUUAGCACUUGAUGUGCCAUUAUAUAUUUAUGUAUAAAUUGUAAAUGUAAAAUGUUAUAAAAUUUGUAAACUUUGAGCCAAAUUCAGGCAAAAAACUGAUUAUUUUCUGUUCAAUACAACUGACCUUCAUCUUCCAAAGAAUGAUAUGUAUCACGAAAAAUCACUUUUUUU